Salvelinus fontinalis (brook trout) is the source of this 12514-nucleotide messenger RNA. RefSeq lists its product as uncharacterized. The transcript has 6 exons. Gene Ontology annotation, molecular function: MAP kinase tyrosine/serine/threonine phosphatase activity; protein tyrosine/threonine phosphatase activity. The record is from RefSeq and is a predicted model, not a curated record. The coding region runs from base 878 to 3628 and encodes 916 amino acids. Gene Ontology annotation, cellular component: cytoplasm; cytosol. Gene Ontology annotation, biological process: negative regulation of JUN kinase activity; protein dephosphorylation. Lineage: Eukaryota; Metazoa; Chordata; Actinopteri; Salmoniformes; Salmonidae.
UGUCAUGUCUGAUAUUAAAUCACUCUGAUUAUUAUAGGCUAUUGUUGCCACGUGAUGAUCCAGCACUAUGGCUAUAUGUUACACAUUUAUAUGCAUAUUAGAAACGCCAGUGCGUUUAAAUGCCAUCCAAAUUAGAACAGUGACGUCCUCGAACUAGAAUCCCCUUCAUCGAUACAUCGGACACUUACCAUUUUUACGCGACACUACGAAUCAAGAGGGAUUAAAUUCACCUUCAUUACUUAUUAACCGCCUGGCAGUCUUUGGCCAAAUCUCUGCAGUCUUUGCGAAAAUACUUUCUAUUAUUGAUCAGGACCAAACAUGAGAGUGAAAGUGAUACGAGACGAUGACGAUUCCUUUUCCAUGGCCUAAUUUUGGCUACCAAACCGGGCUAUGAUGCUGGAGUUGUAGGACAUGCAGACUAAGCUAUAAGGCCAUAGCCAUUAUUUAUUGCACAUUAUUAUUUACCUAUUUCUUUGUUGUUGCAUGGUUUUCUUAUGAAUUAUUUACAUGAUAUGCGUUUUCUAUAUUAUAAUUUAUUCUUAUCUUGGUUAUUUUUAUAUAGCCCAGGCCUAAUAAUUCUAGCAUAGUCUAUAUGCGAUCAAAGUGCAACGGUAAAACGCCACUCAUGGAGAUGAGAAGAGACUGCUUCUUAUUUCCUGCCAGUGACACACAGAGACCGAGACGGGACCCUGAGCAUAAUGAUGUCUGACGAUGCGCGAAAUAAUUUCACUCUCGCGCAGCAGGCCUUUAUUUGUCCACAGAAAACCGGGAUAAAUAGUAUUACAGGGUGAUAAACUGGGUGGGUCCAGCCCUGAAUGCUGCUUGGCUGACAGCCGUGGUAUAUCAGAGCGUAUACCACAGCUUUGUGUAGACCCAGAUGCCUCCACUCCCUAUUGGCGAGCGCAUAGUGGUUAUUCAGCGCCCUAAAAACUUGGCCCUACGUGGGCCCUCCCCACAGACCACACCACAGCCUCACUCCCAUAUAACAGCCCUCAGCAACAAACCUCUCUCCCGCCCUUCUCAUCCCCACCCUCCUCAGUCCCACCCUAAUCCUCCCUCCCCGAAUUCACUGUCUUUGGAAUGCAAGAGCAGAUCAUCAUCCCAUCUGCAGAAAACCAAGGGCAACAAGGCCAUCGUGUCAGAGGGUGUCAGACACACCGCUAGCCACUGUCACAGCAACGGGACCGUGAAUCUUAGCCCUAGACCCCACCAACACACACACACCAUCGACAUCAAGUUAUCCGUGAACAAAGGAACAAAAGGACAAGGGCACAGCAACACUAUAGGUCGCAGUGGGAGUGUGAAGGUGGGCAAAAAAAGGGUCUCGUUGUGCUUGGAUCCCGGAUACGGGGAGAGAAAAGCUGGGGGAACAUCAGGGAAGCCUGGAGGAGCAGUGCAGCAACUCCAAAACCACCCACAGAACCAGAUCAAGGCCUCACUAGGCAGUCACCAUCAGAAUCAUCUGGCUGUGUCCCCAGGAGGGGUUCUAGAAUUUGUCCCAGCCCAGAGACAGCUGUCCAAGUCCAGAAGAGAGAAGGCGCAGGACGCAGCUUCCAAAGCCUGCUCUGCCAGCUUCCCCCCCAGAGGUGCCCGGGAGGUGCUCUGCGUGGGUAACAAAGAGAAUUCCAAACUGGGACCUGUCCAUGAAAACCCCAACGCCCACAGCGUGCCCCGCCACCACAACUCUGUUCCUGUUCCCCAUGCCUCCGUCUUAAACUCCCAUUACCCUGCUUCCCCUCCCUCCCACCAGCCCUGUGCUUCUACCUCGUUCCAGCAACCCCUCAACCAGCCCCAUCCAUCCCGUGGCAGGGACCAUCGCCCUCAGAUCCUCCACGGCCUACCCCUCUCCCCCUGUUCCUCCCGUGGAGUUUUCCCCAGCCCAGACCACACCUGUACCAUCGACUUCUCCCAUCCCUUCAGCUGUGGCUGCUGGAAGCUGGUCCGCUGCAGGGGGGCCAGGGGACGUUCUGCUGGCUGUCAGGGGGGUGGGGGGAGUCCGUCUUCUUCUUUUUCCUGCGCCCACGGCCACGGGGUUGGAGGGGUGAACCACAGAGGGGGCUCAGCAAUGGGUUUAAGAACUCUGGGGGGAUGUUUGUCCACAGCCUCCACCACCAACACCUCAUCCUCCAACAGCACUGUGUCGGACUGCCGGACGGGCUUGCUCAGACCCCUGCGAUGUGCCUCCUGCUCCGGGGAGGCUGGCGCCUUUGAGAGUCCUGCUGCAUUCCGAAAAAAACUGGUGGGGGGAUGCCUGCCCUGUACCCCACUAUCCUCCUCAGCCCCGCUGCGAGCCUUACAGAGUUGUGUGAGUGGCUGCAACCCCAAAGCCAGUCAGGGCGGCAGCUCUACCUGCAGUUAUUGUAGCAGCGACCCCAUAGUGGUGACCUUCAACCCCCACCGGGGCAGAAAGCCACCCGGGAUGGGGAGGGGUAUAGUGUCAGGGCACCCCAUGGGGGUAUUCCCCGCCGAUGACGAUGAUUACAGUGUGCGCACAAUCUGGCCCGAGGAGCUGGCGAAGAAGAUGACCAGGUCUAAAACUCAACAGAACCACCAGAGCUGUGCCGGGAUGGGGAUGGGAAUGGGGAAGACAUGUGCCGGUCAGAAUCAGAACAGCAGCAACGGAACCAGCCCUGUUAUCCUGGACUGUAAGAACCUUUUGGAGUUCACCCGGAAUCAGAUAACAGACCACGCUGGCCGCCGCCGGCUUCAGCAGGGCAAGAUGGCCGUUCUGGAUUUCAUUGGGUCUGGGUCUGGGCCUGGGCGAGAUCCAGGCCGGGACUCGCUGAAGAGGCUCUGGAAGAAAGGUGGGGAGACAGGGAUGGUGGAUGGCAUGGGGCAGGAAGACGAUAUGGCAUACCCUCGCACCCCCUCCCCCCGCUCCCCCUCUCCCCAAUCCCCUUCUUCCUUCUCAACAGCACCGUCAGUUCCCAGCACUCUCCUCAAACCCAAACCAAGACAUAGAGAUGCAGAGGGACGACAUUCCCUCCCCUCCGCCCCGUCCCUCCACCUGGUCCUAAAGUCAGUCAACAGAGAGCAGGACGAGGAGAACGGCAGAGUGCACCUCACUCUGCCGCUCUCCUCCUCGCUCCCGGCUUCCCUGUCAGAUGAGAGUGGGAUGACCCCUGACGUGGAGAAUGCGGUGGUCAGCCCCAUCCUGCCCUUCCUUUUCCUGGGCAACGAGAGGGACGCCCAAGACCUGGACCUACUGCUGCGUCUCAACAUCGGCUACGUGGUCAACGUCACCACACACCUGCCCCUCUACCACCUCGGCUCCAGCCUGAUACACUACAAACGGCUGCCGGCUACCGACAACAGCAAGCAGAACCUGCGUCAGUACUUUGAAGAGGUGUUUGAGUUCAUUGAGGAGGCUCACCAGAGUGGGCGUGGAGUGUUGGUUCACUGUCAAGCAGGCGUGUCCCGCUCGGCAACCAUCGUCAUCGCCUACCUGAUGAAGCACACCCUGAUGACCAUGACGGAUGCCUACAAGUACGUGCGGGGCCGUCGUCCUGUGGUGUCUCCUAACCUCAACUUCAUGGGUCAGCUACUGGAGUUUGAGAGGGACCUCAAUUCCGGGGUCACUCCUCGCAUCCUGACCCCCAAACUCAGCGGCCUGGAGACCCAGGUCUGAGAGUGGGAGACUGAUUAGAGGGACAGAGUGGAGGGAUGGAGAAAACCCGCAUUGGGCGAGCCAUAGUUUUGUGAAGGAGAAAUGAAAGGUAGAAUGAUGAAGAAGGGAACGCUGAUUAACAGAUUGGCCCUAUGGAUGAUGAAUUGAUGAUUGAAAUAGUGCACUUCUAUAGAUUAUGGGAGAAAUAAUUUGAUUGGUUAUUUUAUAAAUAGUCUAAUUUCUGGCCAACCUGAUCCUCAUCCAAUACCAUUUGUAAUUUUGACCAUUUUUAUAUAAUGCUUAGAUAUCUGGCAGAUAGGGGGGCAGGUAGCCUAGCGGUUAAGAGCGUUGGGCCAGUAACCGAAAGGUCGCCGUUUAGAAUCCCAGAGCCGACUCAGUGAAAAAUAUGCUGAUGUGCUCUUGAACAAGGAGCUUAACCCUAAUUUUUCCUGUAAGUCACACUGGAUAAGAGCAUCUGCUAUAUGACUUAAACAUGUAAAUAUUAUCUUCCAUGAUCCACUGUAAUCAGAUGACUCAUUUGAUGCUUGUGGUUCAUAGCAUUACAGAAGCUAAUGAAGUGCAAUGAGUCCUGGUCUGACACAAGGCCAUUUACAAAAUCAAUAAUGCAUGCAGAACCAGAAUAGAAACAACUAUAGUGACACCCCACCAUUAAACUAUGAUAACGCCCCUAUACAUAGCUCCAGAAAGGUCAUUCCAAUGCAUUUUACCGAUCAAAAUGUUUGGUCCUUUAAAAUAUUGCCUCUCAACUGAAGUGACACAGUCCCAGAGGACAGCUGAUCUUGCCAUAUUGUUGGUUUAGUUCUGUCUUUCCUAACUGGAUAGUAAAUGUCAAUGUCAUUUUUUUUAUUACUCUUGUGAGAAUUGUUCAAUAUAGCAUUGUGUGACUGGUGGAGGAGUGAGCGGAUUUAAUUGUGCCAAUUCUUAGAGAAAUGGGGUGAAAUCAGAAACCUACAACGCUGUGGAUGAAACCAGAGCUGGUGUCAAUAGAAGGAUGGUCAAGAGCCGCAGCAACGAUACACAGGCAACGUUGAACAGAUUCGGCAGACUGUUAUUGAACUGGACUUAGUCAUGGAUCUAUCCAUGUUGUCUUUCCAACAGACAAUGGUUGGAAAGAUAGAAGAAGAUGAACCCACUCUUCUUCUAUGGUUCCAAAAGGGUUCUUUAGCUGUCCCCCCCUCCACCCUUUUUGGUUCCAGGUAAAACCCUUUUUGCUUCUAGGUAGAACCCUUUUGGGUUCCAUGUAGAACCCUUUUGGGUUCCAUGUAGAACCCAAAAGGGUUCUACCCGGAACCAAAAGGGUUCUACCUGCAACCAAAAAGGGGGUUUCAAAGGAUUAUCCUAUGGGGACAGCCGAAGAACCCUUUAAGGUUCCAGAUAGCAGGUUUAUUUCUAAGAGCGUACAUAGGUGUGUGCUUAAAUUAAGACAAAACUGCACCAAGAUGUUCUUUGAGUGUCCUCCUCGUUUCUGGAAUAUUUUGCCUGUACAUGUUUACCAUUACAGAGUAUUUAUUUUUUAUUUAUAUGUUUUGUCAUUUAUUUUGCAUUGUUUGUCACUGCUUAAAUUCAACUUAAAAAAUAUACAUUCUAUACAUAUGUGUUAAAAUGUAACAUGAAUUACUGAGAAGGAAGUCAAGACAACAGAGGGAAUAUAGAAAAUACUCUUGAUCAUUUCUCGCAAUUGUGAAACAUACACUAGUAAUGAAAAUCAGACUUGAAAGAUGAGACAGAAAGGCAGCAGAGAGACAAUCCUUGUCAACGUUUCCAUUUCAUCCAUGACCUAAAUAAUUAUUGUUUUUUUAAAAAGUUGUAUUUUUAGACCAGUUUAUUGAUUUAUAUUGAAUUAAUUAAAUCCAGUGAUUGCCAAACUGAGGACUUUUGAGGUCCACAGCCAAACUAUUUGGUUGUGUAUGAAAAUGUAAUACAAAGUUGAACUAUCCUAUUGUUUAGAUAGUAUCUAUGUUUCAAAGUUCAACAAUCCUAAUCUUUUGAUAGUAUCCAUGCCUUUAUCUGCCUUGUCUGUCUUCCUGUUUAUCUGCUCAUCUAUCUUUAUCUAUCCAUUCAUGCAUCCAUCCUGGUCUUCAGUUCAUUAGUUCUUCCUGAUUCAUUUAUUUCCUCAAGCUGUUUUCAGCUAUACCAUGUUUCUGUAUACCAGGGCUCUCCAACCCUGUUCCUAGAGAGAUACGCUCCUGUGGGUUUUCGCUCCAACCCCAGUUGUAACUAACCUGAUUCAGCUUAUCAACCAGCUAAUUAUUGGAAUCAGGUGCGCUAGAUUCGGGUUGUAGCGAAAACCUACCGGAUGGUAGCUCUCUAGGAACAGGGUUGGAGAGCCCAGCUGUAUACCAUGUUAUACAGUGCUCAGGAUAACAGAAAGGGGCAAUCCUUUGUAGCAGACUUAAAAUGAUGCCCUUUUACUCUUAUCUUCUGACGUGACGCCUUAUCCCUUCUUUAGCCCUACAGUGUCUGCUCUGUACUCCUAUCUGCCUCUAUAGGUUUGAAUCUCUUUUACUACAAUACUAUGCAUUGUUCUUUUAGAAAUAUUGAUUUAAUCUGUGAAAACGAUAACAAAGCUUUAUCAUUGAGUACACUGUGAAUCCCACUCUUCCUGCAUAUUGGUUAUAGUUCUCAGCCUUGGUCCUUAAGGUUAGACCCAUCCUUGUAUUUAAUACGGAGGUUUGUUAAGUUGCCCAUGAGUUUGUGUCUAUCUGACUAUGCCUUGGUUCCUUUUCACAAAUUGUACAUUUACUGAUCAUUAUUGCAAAUUAUGAUCUAUUAAGGUGCUGUUAUGUAUGACAUGUGGACAUAGAUUAUAUUAACGAUCUCUUGGUGUUCGCACACACUUGUCUGAUUAUUUGACCCCUAUACUGUAGAUGGUUGUUUAAUUUGAUUUAGGUGCAGAAAGACCUAGUUCGUCCCCAACCUCAAGACAUACCAAAGGGUUCAGUUUGAUGAGGGUGCUCUGUGAUUGGCUAGACAAAACCUAGCUCAUGGGUGGGUGUUGCUGCUGUAAGAAACACCAGAACAACAAUAUGUGUAUUUAAAACUUGAACUUUUGUACUUGGGAUUAUGGCUUUCAUAUAAGUGCUCUAUAGGAUAAAGAGGUUCAACCUGAAUCAGUUUAUGCCAUAAGUGUUUUGCUAUAAAACCAUAAUUUCCCUCAACACAUUUUGGUCGAAAAACUGCCAGUAGCCCUUUUUCCAAAUUUAUAAACACAUUUAGGUAAGAAAUGCAAGAAAUCUGAAAUCUUAAAACCAAGAAUGCCUUUGGUUAAGCUGUGUAUAGUUUGGUCUUCCAAAGCAAUGUAACAUCCAUUCAUAUUAAUUUUGCAGUUAAAUAGUUUGUUCUCUAAAUACGUAAUUGAUUCUGGGAUUUUCUUCCCUGCCAACUUCGUAAUGAUGUGUUGAUCUAUAUUUUUUCUACAUUUCUGUUUGUUCAUGGUGUACACACAUUUGUGUGUACGUGCAUCUGAGUGAGUUCUUGACUGUGGAUCUCUGUAAAUGGUUCAUCAGUGCUUCUUCCAGUCAUCUUACCUUUACCAGGUAUUUCCGAAACAAUGACCUCCAGCUGCGCUUAGUCUUGCUCUGUAUUAUUCAAUCACUCACCAGACCUCACUAAAGGUGUGCUGUGUGUCAACAAGCCAUACUCCACUGUGACCUCCACAAUGAGUUUCUCUUCCUGCAGUUCUUUUAAGUUAAUCUGAAUUACAUCUUUCUAAUGGGAUCUAUUGUGAAUGAGCCUUGUCAAAGAGAUGCAGGGCUUACGCAAAGCAGGCAUCAUCACAAUUUAGAAGCUCCCCUGAGGUAAAAUGAUUAGUCAUACAUUAGAUAAAGGAAAGAAAAGCUGUAUAGACGUCACUUUAAUCUCUGAUUGCUUCUUGAACAUUUUCCCUGUUGUUCACGCAACGCAAAGGACUUAAUACCGAAUUUGUCAUGUGAUGAGUAAAGACUGUUCCAUUUGUAGUUUGCACAUGAAAAGAAGCAAACAAUUUAAACAAAGAUCUGUUGUAUGAUUUCCUUGGAACUUGUUGUAAAUCUGUGAAUUGAUGAUUUGUGUGAUUUUACAUCUAUUCAUGUGUGUAUUGAAGGCUUGUUUUCUACUGUUCUCUUAUUUCCUGUUCCAAAUAUUGACAUCAAGGAUGAUGCUGAUAACCGUCUGAUGGACAGAUGACAAAUUAGAGACAUCCUCCUUUAUUAAUGAGGAGGGUAAGAACUGUCCAUAAGAUGUGGGGAAACUAUCAGAACUGUUCUGUAGUGUUCUCACCCUGUUGCUCUGCUUCCUUGGGAGAUCAAAAGGUCAGUUCCGACAGACUCUGAUGACUCUGCUGUAACACUCUCACUUUGUCCAACCUGUUGAACAAUUGAUUAUCAUGAACAGAUAAUACUAUUUUCAUAUUGUAGUAAUGGGUCCCCUUCCCUGUGUGUACAGUUUUAUCUUCCUGGAACUUUGAUCAGUGAUCUUUGUAUGGAGUGCAAUGUGAUUAAUAUGAUGCUGCUUUGUUAGGCAGGCGUGAUCAGAGCAUCACAUUCAGCUGAUGGAAAGUGGGGAAUUUUACUAAGAACGACUGAUACGAUCUGGACAUGCAUGUUCUCAACCCUGCUUAUAUUUCCUCUGAUCAAUCCAGACUGCAGUGUACCUGCUCAAUGCCACGGUGCAUGAGAAAGGAUGUAGCAUGAGGUAGCCUAGCGGUUAAAAGCAUUGGGCCAGUAACCGAAAGGUCGCUAGAUGAAAAAACAAGAUGAAAAAUCUAUGUGUGUGCCCUUGAGCAAGGCACUUAACUCUAAUUUCUCCUGUAAUUUGCUCUACAUAAGAGCAUCCACUAAAUGACUAAAAUGUAAAUGUGUUGAUCUAUAUCAGUAUUACCGUUUGCACACACAUACAAACUGUAUGGUUUUCAUCCUGUUCGUAAUUGAUGGCUCAGGGGGAGAAUCUUUAUGUUUGAGAACAUUCGUCUGUCCUACAACUUACUGUGAUAAAGAAACUGUGAUAUUGCUGUUCAGCGACAAUAAUAAUCAGUGAUGUUAAUACCAACAAUAUUAAUGGUUGAUUACAGGAUUACAAUGCUGAAUGUUAUGAGAACCAUCUACCCAUUGUAUAUAAAGGACAAGUAAAAGGGAGAGGAUAAUGAUUCUGCAGCCAUGAUUGCACUCCAAAACAUGUGCAGGACAAAAACAGAUAGCUGGAAUAUAAAAUCAUCCACUGUGUAUCAUUUCUGGAAAAUAUGAAAAACCAGAACCGUUUAUUGGAAUACAUUUUUUUUUUUACAUCAAACCAUGUGAAUCUGUUGUAACAAUACUUUCUAGUAUGACUUUUUUUUUACGUAUGAAUGGCACACACAUGAAAAAUCCAUAUCUAUACUGAACAAAAAUAUAAACGCAACAUGCAACAAUUUCAACUAUUUUACUGAGUUACAGUUCAUAUAAGGCAAUCAGUCAAUUUAAAUUAAUUAAUUAGGCCCUAAUCUAUGGAUUUCACAUGACUAGGCAGGGGCGCAGCCAUGGGUGGGCCUGGGAGGGCAUAGGACCACCCACUUGGGAGCCAAGCCCAGCCAAUCAGAAUGAGUUUUUCCUCACAAAAGAGAUUUAUUACAGACAGAAAUACUCCUCAGUUUCAUCAGCUAUCCGGGUGGCUGGUCUCAGACGAUCCCGCAGGUAAAGAAGCCAGAUGUGGAGGUCCUGGGCUGGCGUGGUUAUAAGUUGUCUGUGGUUGUGAGGCCGGUUGGACGUACUGCCAAAUUCUUUAAAACAAUAUUGGAGGCGGCUUUUGGUAGAGAAAGGAACAUUCAUCCUCUGGCAACAGCUCAGGUGGACAUUCCUGCAGUCAGCAUGCCAAUUGCACGCUCCUUCAAAACUUGAGACAUCUGUGGCAUUGUGUUGUGUGACAAAACUGCACAUUUAAGAGUGGCCUUUUAUUGUCCCCAGCACAAGGUGCAGCUGUGUAAUCAUGAUGCUGUUUAAUCAACUUCUUGAUAUGCUACACCUGCCAGGUGGAUGGAUUAUCUUGGAAAAGGAGAAAUGCUCAAUAAUGUAAUCAAAUUUGUGAACAACAUUUUUGAGAAAUAAGCUUUUUGUGCAGAUGGAAAAUUUCUGGGAUCUUUUAUUUCAGCUCAUGAAACAUGGGACCAAAACUUUACAUGUUGCAUUUAUAUUUUUGUUCAGUAUAUAUACACUGAGCGUACAAAACAUUAGUAAUUAGUUUAUGUCACCUGUUAAAUCCACUUCAAUCAGUGUAGAUGACAGGGAGGAGACAGGUUAAAGAAGGAUGUCUUAAGCCUUGAGACAAUUGAUACAUGGAUUGUGUAUGUGUGCCAUUCAGAGGGUGAAUGAGCAAGACAAAAUAUGUAAGUGCCUUUGAACGAGGUAUGGUAGUAGGUGCCAGGCGCACCAGUUUGUGUCAAGAACUGCAAUGCUUCUUUUUCACGCUCAACAGUUUCCCAUGUGUAUCAUGAAUGGUCCACCACCAAGGACAUCCAGCCAACUUGGCACAACUGUGGGAAGCAUUGGAGUCAACAUGAGCCAGCAUCCCUGUGGAACGCUUUUGACACAUGGUACUUCAUGCCCCGGUGAAUUAAGGCUGUUCUUAGGGCAAAAGGGGUGCAACUCAAUAUUAGGAAGGUGUUCCUAAUAUUUUGUACACUCAGUGUAUAUAUUGUGGACUUUGUUGACUGGAAAUGUGCACAUGUGAAGGUGAAAUCAACACAAAAAAAUACUUUAUUAAUAUAACGGCACAUUAGUGAGUGAUACUCUGAAGAAGCACAGAGGCUGCUGCUAUCUCCCCAGUGACUGUUGGACAUUCAAGCCAUGAGUGCCAGUUUGGAAAUUAUCGAACAGUUACAUUAUACAGUCAGUGGGACUGUCAGAUUGCCAUUGAUGAUUCAGAUUUUCGCUGAACCCGGAUACACCCUGUUCACCAUUACAUAAGUGUUGGUUGGGAGGCAGGGUGGUGUGAUUAGGUACCCUGGGGGCAGAUCAAUCAGCAGCCCCACUCUGGGGCUCACAUCCACUGCAUGUGAUCUGUGUGACAACAGCAACUCCAGCCAACAAUAGUAGACAGGUACAGGCAUAGUGAAACUGGGAAACACUUGAUGUUGCCUUGCCAAGGACCUCAGUCCUUGGUCAAUGUUUGGUUCCAUCGUUGCAUACAAACUGAUGAUGUCAGGGAAGUGAGGGAAUGGGCCAUGGCAGGUUUCAGUGAGCAAAAGGGACAGGGCAAGAGGAGGGAGAGCCAUAGACCGGCAAAGGAAUCAAGGGGUAGAGAAAUUAUACUGAUACGGGUGUCCCUCAAUGCAGUUAACACGAAAGUGCUAAAACUAAAAUGGCCUUAGAGGAAGGGAGUUUUAUUCAGGUUUGUACAAUGUGUGUUUUCCGUGUGUGUUAAAACUAAAGAGAGAUAGUGGUGAAGCUUGAGGCAGUAGGCUAUAUGUUCACAAUCCAUAUCAUGAGAAAAGAAGUGUCAAUUUUGAAGUAAUAUUUGACAUUCAAACUCAACUUAGCCUAUGACCUUAUAGCUGCAGACAUGUUGUCCUCUAUAGGCUGUUGUCCUCUAAAAAGUAUGAUAUAUUAUUAUGAAGCUGCCCUUAUUAUGUCUAUAUCCAUCAAUCAAACAUAUAGUCAAAUACAAUUCUGCAAUCAGAACAAUGCAAAUCUGAAUGUAUAUGUUAAACAACUAUGCUGAACGAAACUAGGUUGUCUGUGAAUUGUAAAUACCAUGAUUUUUACAAUAAGCCUACUGCUUGGAGGAAUUUGACUGUUUGUGUUUGUGGUGGGUGGGUGGCCUCAUAUUUCAAACCCUCGUGACAGAUGUCGUAGACCUAUGGGUGUGGUUUACCUUCUACCUUGUUGCCAUCCAUCCAUAACGUACGUGCAAAUGCUGACUUGUGGUGAAUUCACCUGCGGAGCCUCUUCUGCAUUCUUCAAGCUCUAUGAAUGAUACCUAUUGAACACAAUGCUAACCAAAGCUAAGAAUUCAUAUAAUUAUUUUGAUUCAACUCAAUGGGACGGUAGGAAAGAAUAUGGGCAAUUUUGUUUUUCCUUUUCCUACCAAUGGAUAAAUGAGGCGUCAUGUUGACUAGCCUGUGAACAAUUUAUGCAGCUUGCUCGAUUAUUGUACUUUGCUGGUGUUAAUUUUCUAAUUCAAUGUUUAAUAUUAGUUUAUUAUGUAUUCGACUUCUUAGAAGACGCCUACUGUAAACCUAGUCUACAGCCAUCACUGAAGGAGCGGAAAAGCAUAAGAGGAUCGAAUAGUCAAAAUGAUGGAUCUUCUAUAACAUUUUCUUUCCUCUACUGACGCUCACGUCUUCUCCACGCCUGAGCCUACAGUACAUUUUGUAAGUUACUCCUGACCUUAGUCUUGUUAUAAAAUGAACAACAGUAUGCUAAUGGAAUCGGUUGUAAUGGAAUCCUUAUUUUAGCUAAUAAUGUAGGUCUACAUUUUGUCUUUAGGAUAUUAUUCCAAAUGUAUUCAUUAUAACCUCUAAGUUGUAUGUGAUUGUUGAUCUUUUGGGGGGGUUCAUGAUGGCAAACAUACAUUCACAAUAGCAAAAUGUAGACACUAACUAUGUGGGUUAAUAACCUUGAAAUGAGUAUUACAUGGAAGUUGUUAUAUCUCUGGUAACUGGAUGUUUGUUAGUUUAUUUUCACCAACUUUGAGAGGAAUAGGAAACAUGGUAUACCUUCAGCUUUCCUUAUCAAUGUUGUGUUGAAAGGUACAUGAUGUAAAUAUCUUGGGCUGUGUGAUGCUCUGAGUCCUUGGCCAAGCACAGAUAACAAGCCUCUCUGGAGCAUCACCUAGGACACUGACCCUCAGAGACCUGCAGUUGCAUCUAGUUCUGGCUGGCUGUAUCCCGUUAUUGGUCUCACAUUAAUAAAACAAAGUACCUCAUUUUGAUAACUA